CAGAGCUGGUUUCUGAACCUUUCCUUUUUGUCAUGUCCCUCACGGCUCUUGUCCGCUCUUUCUGAAAUACCUGUUUCAAAGCAACAACAACAACAAUAACAACGAGCACAAGUUGUAUUUGGAGUAGUAGAGUUUCUUACCCAUUCACUUUCUUUGUCGGUCGUUUAAUCGUUUGAUUUGCAGUAGCAACGUCACCUGGCAGUAGAAGCCUAUUAUGAGUGCAAGUAGACGGAAGACAAAUGCGUUGGCGCAAUCGUCUACUUCGGAGACAACAGCUCCAGUUUUAUCUGGUGCAGAGAUGCUGGUGCUUCAACAGAACAUUAAGCAGUACAUCAUCACCAGACAGACACGAGCAUUGACAGCGCAUGAGCUAGAAGAGUUUGAGAAAAUCAAAGAAAAACUGUUGCCAAAUCUUCUCCGAUACUCCCAACGCGCUCCCUCAGUCCUCACCAGCGAACCCAAUGAAAAGAGUACUGAAAGAAGACGUGGAGUGCCUGUCAUAACCUCAACUGCACUGACAGAUAGGGAGACAAUCGCGUCAUCACGACCAAAUACUGAAGCUUUUCCAUCACAACGUACGACUAUCCAAUCACAGAGCAAUAUACCUGCCCUUGAGGCUCCAGCUAAAGCCAAAGCGAAAGCUAAAACCAAAGCUAAACCCAUGUCCAAGGCAGGUCCAGCAACGGCAAGUACAGAUAACAAACAAUCAGCAGCUAAGACGGAACCACUGCAGUCGAAUACUGGUCCAUUAAACUUGACUCAGGCGUCAACUACUGCAGCUUCUAGUCGUGAAUCUGUAGGAAAUACAGCCAAGAAAGGAGACAACAAGAAGCGACCCAAGAUCGAAAUCUAUCAAGAUCCUGAAAAUGUGCCACGGAAGAAGAGGGCUCGCGCAAAAGCUCAAGAGGGUGAUGCAAAUGAUUCGGACAAGGAGAAUAGGAAUCCGCUUGAUUCGACUUCUUCAAAGCCAAAAAGGAAAGCACUUGGAGAUAGCACCAAUGUUGUCAAUACAGCCAACGUCAACACCAAUACUAAACAGAGGAAUAGAAAGGACAAGGGUGUGAUUCAUGAAUCAACCUUGAAAAACCCAACUAUUCAGUCAACAUUGAAAUCCACUACCACUGCCGCUACCCCUACCUCCAAGGCAUUAUCAAAUCAGGGUACGCAACGACCUCAAUUGCAACGUUCUAGAAUAGACUCAAGGCAACCUUCAACCAAAGUAGUAUCUUUUAAAACUCCUCUGGAAAGUACAUUGGGGCCACAGGACAAAAGGGAGAUAUCUCAGGAACAUGUAACAAAUCACCCACCUGUAGAUGUGGAAACAGAGGAGUAUGAGCAGCCAGAAACCCCGGCGUAUGAUCUCUCUCAACAAAAUAGCGAAGCAGAGGCCAAUGACCUAGCUGUAAAUGUCUCUACAUCGAUUCGAGCUCCAAGAAAGAGCAAAGACUCCGUGAUAGAGAUCUUGGCUAGCGUGGAGGAUGAUGACCCAGCUGCCAGUUUUGACCCAUAUAUCAAAUCAGAAAAAGCAUCACCUGUGCGCCGUAUACCUGUAGUGGAUUAUGAAAUCAUACCAGACUCAGAGGACUCGAACGAAGAAGAAGCAACACUUCCAGCGCCAAACUUUUUGCUUGAUGAUCUUCCCGAGGAAGAAAAUGAGACGACGACGGCCGUGACUAGCAACUCUCCUGUGCAUAAUGCGAUUGUGGACCUACAUGGAGAUGAACCAACGUUACCCAUGCCUGACUUCCUGUCAAAUGGUGCGCCUGAGGAUCUAGAAGAUCAGACUACGGAAGAGAGAAUGACUUUGAGUGAUUUGUUGGCCGAAGAUAGGCACCCAGAUGAGCAUAUAGACUCUGCUCUGCCUUCGACAGAAACUACAUUCGUUGCUACUCAGGGAUCUAAAUCUGAUGUUGGUAUCAUGGAGAGCACCCGUUAUGCUGACGGCGUCUGGUGUAUAGAGGAUUGUGAGAGUGGUGUGGUCUCAGCCGUGUGCGGAUAUACUAAGCAAUGGAUCGCGAUAGAAACAAACCAGCAUGUGCGGUUUUUGCGGUUGAUUGGUGACAGUCUCUCGGAGAGCAGGUGGUUUAAAUAUUUAGAGGUGAGCAAGGAGUUUAUGUCUCCAAUGCAGCUCAUAUUUGCACCGGAUGAUUCAUUCGCGAUUCUCUUGAACCCGAUUGAGCAGUCAUUUAUAAAAGUAUCUUUGGACGGUGUUGACGACUGGAAGGAUUCAACGACCAACUAUAAACAAGUUUCAUGGGCUGGAACAAAACCUUUUUUAUUAUGUAGAAGCCUAGUUGUCAACGCGCAAAAUCAAGGUGCUGAGGCUUCAUAUCAACUCGUAUUCGCUGCAGAUAAGCCAGGAUCAAUUUGUCUUAUACCUAUCCCGAACGAUGAUGAUCCUGUCACUUCAAAAGUAUCACCACUGAUGAUGUCUAUUCCUGGAGCCCGAGGGCCUGUGAAUUCUGUUCUCAGUAUUCGCAAUGCUUCAUCACUGAUUCUUGCAUCUUGUGAACACGAAUUAGUUCUAUGGGAUUUGAACGACCAUACAAAACCAGUAUCAAUCGUAGAUACCUCAUUCGUCUUGCCAUCAUCUCUUCCUCGUUACUCCUCAUUAAAUCGUCAAAUACCAGAGGUUAUGUUCGCAACCGUUCCAACACACUUCUUCAAACAGUACAAACACAUCUUGGAUUCGGAGGGUAUACCAUACUCUCAAUGGCCUAUCCUAGCAGUCCUCAAGACGUGUGAUACUGAAGUGGAUGAUUCUGACAGGAAUGAAGUUGAUCGUUGUGCUUUGUUUGUGAUAAAGGGCAACCUUAUUGAGCUUGUGCACAAGUUUCAGGGAUCUGCAUCCAUUUCUUUUGCUGCAUCAACACCACGGUUUGUUACCUGUAGUGUCAAACAAAACGGAAAAGAUGCCUUGCGUGUGUGGGACAUUUUGAAAUCGGAACCAGUGAUCCAGUUGUCAGUCAUGGAUCCGCCGCCACGCCUCGAUCUUUCUUCUUUCUGGAGUGAACCAUCACAACAACCUCAACAAGCCAGUGAUUCAAUUCAUCAGGAAAAAGUGCCACAGAGAGUAAAACGAGACAAGGCUGAUCGUGAGGAAGAAGCGGACGUUUUCUCUGGCGUAUCAACAUUGUCAAGCCCACCUGAUCUUUUCUCAUCUUCGCCGUAUCCCUCUCCCGGAGACGGAUCUAAAUGCCCCCAGCAGAGGGAUACCCCAGUGUUGACACUCUCAGGAUCAGGAAACCCUUCAGAAAUACCAUCCCGACUGACGGAGAAAUCUGACCCUAACUCUGGCCAUAGUCGCCUAUUGCGACAGCCUGAGAGGUCGAUUAACUUGAUAUCUGUUUCGUUGAUGGAGCGUAAGCAUAUACAAUUUGCAGUACAGCCAGAGCAACAUUGGGUUGUGGUCGUGCAGCAGGAUAUGUCUCAACAGAACCCAACUGUCAUUCACAUUAUGGACUUUAUGUCGAUACUCUCAAGUGAGUCUGCAUAACGGAUGGAUUUCGCACAGAUAUCAUGGGACAUUGAUUUUAGUUCAAGUGCACUAUUUAUAACACCUAUAUAAGGACGUCUUACAAGAUUUGUUGCUGUUGCUGCUGCUGAUUAACUUCCCAGUCGACAGUGAUUUUGGAUUGGUCAGAGAUUUCAUUGCAAUAGUAGUGUUUUCUAACUCCACUGUGUUUAUCGUACGUUUCCUGACUUUUCAAGCGAUUGUUGAUGAUACUGUCUUCAAUUUCAAGAAGAUAUGGAAUUGUGAUCUUUUCUGCAAAGUCUUCAAGCGAGAAUUGCAUCUGU
Lobosporangium transversale is the source of this 3798-nucleotide messenger RNA. RefSeq lists its product as hypothetical. The record is from RefSeq and is a predicted model, not a curated record. Lineage: Eukaryota; Fungi; Mortierellomycota; Mortierellomycetes; Mortierellales; Mortierellaceae. The transcript is spliced from 4 exons. Gene Ontology annotation, molecular function: protein binding. The coding region runs from base 215 to 3496 and encodes 1093 amino acids.